Messenger RNA from Sebastes umbrosus (honeycomb rockfish), 3207 nucleotides. It is a transcript of the gene b3glctb, whose product is annotated as beta 3-glucosyltransferase b. The record is from RefSeq and is a predicted model, not a curated record. Gene Ontology annotation, molecular function: acetylglucosaminyltransferase activity. The transcript is spliced from 15 exons. The coding region runs from base 132 to 1565 and encodes 477 amino acids. Gene Ontology annotation, cellular component: membrane. Lineage: Eukaryota; Metazoa; Chordata; Actinopteri; Perciformes; Sebastidae.
AAAGCGCCGCACUAACAGGCUCUGCAGUCGAGCACAGAGUUCUGCCUCUACAGGAAUGUAGCCAACCAGUUUCUCCAGGUUCUCCAUGAAAAGACGGUGAUUUCAAAGGAAAAACAACCUCCACGGGAACCAUGUCACACUAUAAUGUGGUGCACGGAUGCAAACUGGUCGCUGUGCUUCUUCUUUGGCUUGGUGCCUCUGCCGGAGAAAAACACACAGGUCGUGCUCAUCAGGCAGCAGAGCACCGGGAGCACGAAGCACGCAGCGCUGUUGGAUUGGAGGAGGUGGUGUUAGUGAUCCAGAGUCAGAGGAACUCCUUCCACGCCCGUCGAGGUGGUCAGAGGAAGGUUGAGAUUCUGCAGCAGGCAGCUGAGCUGGGACAGGGAGUUCCUGUUGUUCUUCUUCUCCAUGAGCUGUCAGAAUACGAAGGGGAUUGGAGUAUCCUCCCUGCGCUUCCUCUUCUCUCUGCCACUUAUGGCCAAUCAGCAUCCUGGUUUUUCUUCAUAGAGGAGGAGACCAGCGUCACACUGUCUGCUCUGCUGCAGGUCCUACAUAGAUAUCCAGUCCAAGAGGAAUGGUUUUUAGGUAAGCGUCUCCAUGACAACGAGGCCUCCAUUAUCCACCACUAUGCGUUCUCUGAAGACCCCACUUCCUUUAGUUAUCCUGACCCUGCAGCAGGCUGGGCUCUCAGCACGCUGCUGCUCCAGAGACUCGCUGAGCGGAUCCAACACGAGUAUCUGAAGUCAGAUUUCACCAUCGAUUUGAAACAUGAGAUUGCGUUGUACAUUUGGGAGGAAGGAAAUGGUCCAAAGCUGACAGCAGUUCCAGAGUUUUGUACCAAAACGAGAGACAACUGUGCUACGACAUUUACAACCUACCUGCCCAACUGUGGAGAUCCAGUGUCGAGGAAAGAAGUAUUUGUUGCUGUGAAAACUUGCCAAAAAUUCCACUCAGAGAGAGUACCAGUCGUGAAGGCGACCUGGGAGAAAGACGCUGGGUUUUUAGAGUAUUACAGCGAUGUCACUGACGCCUCCAUACCCACAAUCAGCCUGGGAGUGCCCAACACCGAGAGAGGGCAUUGUGGGAAGACGUUUGCAAUCUUGAAACGGUUCUUGAGCGAAGCUGUGCCAAAGGCUGAUUGGCUACUCAUUGUUGAUGACGAUACACUCAUCAGUUUACCCAGGUUGCGUCGACUGCUGCAUUGCUAUGACCCAAAGGAAGCAGUGAGCCUGGGGGAGAGAUACGGCUACAGCUUGCUUCAGAAGGGAUACAGCUACACCACAGGAGGAGGAGGGAUGGUGCUCAGUCGGGUGGCGGUGUCCAGGCUGGUUUCCAGUGGUUGUCGCUGCUACAGUGAUGAUGCUCCUGAUGACAUGGUGCUGGGCAGGUGCUUCACUUCCCUGGGUGUUCCCAUUACACACAGUCCACUGUUCCACCAGGCCCGACCGUAUGACUACUCCGAGACAUUGGAGCAGGCCGUCUCCUUCCACAAGCACUGGAACAUAGAUCCUGUGGUCGUCUACAAACACUGGCUGCAGGACACACACCCACGAGACGAACUGUAGAAAUACUGUGUGUAUGCAGUUAUGUAUACCGUACUGUAGACAAACACUGAAUCCAAAUUUGCACAACAGCGUAGAGUUAAAGAUGAGCAAGCAGCAACCACUACAGUGACUGUAAUGUCCAGAGAGACCUGGCAAAUGUGCUUUGAAACAUAAUUCUUACAAGCCUUAAUACUUGCAUUGAUCAAUAUUUUUGAUAUCAACAUUACCGGUUGCAGAGAAUUAUCCCCCAAGUGUGGUUCUACAGAGGUUUUUAAGCUUCAUUUAGCGUACCUUUUUGGUUUAAGGGCAUGUGCACUUACUGUAUGUUUGAGUCAGAGCAAAAAAGCACUAUUAAAGAGCACCUACACAGCCAAAACAGCAGCCAGACAGACUUGCUGAGUGGAUGCUAAUGUUUCUUUGCCUCCGCAACAACGCUACAACAACGCCAGUGGCAUGCUAACAUUUGGUUGUUGUUUGUUGGUCUCGAGAAGUUGGAGGACUUCCUGUUGACAUCAGUACAUUCUCAGAUUUUUCAUCUGAAAGUGCACACUGAUUCAACAUUAAGUGUUCGAGUAUCACUGCUGUCACUUUACCCCCAAGCUCUGAUAUGAUCUGUGUUGUAUUGGUGAAGAGACAUCCAGAGUUUAUUUAGUUUUAUUUUAUUUAUUUAGCCAGGCAUUUGAGGUUUGAAACCUCUACAAAAGAGACCUGGCCAUGACGGCGCAGCUUAAAAAGUUGCAGACAAAAUAAAUGUAAAAUCAAGUUGUAAAAUGCACUAAUAGCCGAAUCCAGAGUUAUUUCCCUUCCUCCGUUCAUGUGAAUGAGACUGAACUGGAGCGAGGGCUGGGAGGCGGAGUUAAAGGAAACGCCACUGCGCCUGCUCUAUGGGCCCAAUGGAUACGGAAGAUCGCCGGAUGAUACGAAUACUUUAUCACCCGGCAGUUGAAGCCGUUUUGGCUUCAUGCACCACUGAGCAACUCUCAUAGGAAUGAACAGGAGCCCGCCUCCAACGCUGUAUCCAGUUCCCUUUAUAUAUCAAUGUCGCCUCCCUGUGGUGUUCAGAGGAUGAGGCACUGAAGGAUUAACGUUACACUCAGUGUUAUAAAUAAGAUAUUUUUUUGUAGUACACCUUGCAGUCAACUGAGUAUUCACACAGACCAUGGUAUAAAAUCCAUCUAUUUCAGUAAUAUUUGCUAAUAUUUUGUGUUCAUUUCACUUUUAGACUAACACACUAAAAGAAUAGUUUGACAUUUUUGGAAAUGUUCAUAUUCCUUUUUUUGCUGUUAUUCCUGACUAUUCCGUUAUUUCUUUUUUUUAUUUCAUAAAACAAAAUUCAGCAUAAAAAGUAGUGUGCACAUGUUUUUAGAACUUGCUGUUUAUAUGUUUACCACAUGGAAUAUGAUUAUGUGAAUCAGUCUCUAAUGGAGGAAUUUUCAGUAGAGUUUUGUAGAAUUUUAUUUUGUGAUCUGUGAACAGCAGAACUGUGUGUUUUAUGGGUUAUUGGGUGUAAAAGUAAUUACAACCACAGCUGCCAAGCCUCAAUUUAAAAUGCCAUUUUGCAGCUGUUUUUAUGAAUAUAUAAAUGUCUGUGCGUGCCUGCUGAAAACCUGUUAAAUUACAUUUUUAAAUAAUUUGAAAAUAAAAUAUUCAUUGAACAAAACUU